GAGAAGGAAAGAAAAAGCUUGCACUUUUGCUAAAGACAAAACAGCAUUUCGUCAGCUUCCAUUAAACCCUCUCUUCCUUUCUUUUCUUCAUUUCAUUGCAUUUCCUUUGCUUUCUUCCUCUUCUCUCUCUCUCUUCCAAUUAAUCUUCUAUCUGUAUAUCUUUGCAGCCCACCACCUUGGAAUCAAACAAACAGGAGCUCAUUAUUUCUUAUGUUCUUUCAUUUGACUAUUUACAACAAAAAUCUCUCAAUAUCUUAACUUUUUUUUUUGUUUGUUGGUUCUGCAUUCUGUUGAUAUGGUCUUAUCACAGUAGACCCAAAAAAGAAGAAAAAUAAUGGAUCCUGAGAGGCCCCAUCGAAGUACCAGCAUCAACAACAGCAGCAGUAGCAGUAACACAACAAGCACCACGAGCGAGCUCUUCAUUUGUUUCACUUCGCGCCUUUCUUCUUCCUCAAUGAAACUCUCUUCAAAAUCCAUCCUUAGUCCUGGCCGCACUAGGGAAUCUUCACAAAUCUCUCUUUCCUCAUCCCUUAGUAGGAGAUUGAAAAGUAAUGGUAGCAUGAAAGGUGGUCAAGCUUCACCAAUGUUCCCUACAAAUGGCAAAAAAAGAGGCUGUGCCUUUGAAAACCCUGAGCCUUCUUCCCCUAAGGUUACUUGUAUAGGUCAAGUUAGAGUCAAGACCAAGAAACAGGGCAAAAAGUUUAAAGCUUGCAGAUCUAAAAGAAGAGGGGAAGUUAGUUUCAGGAAAGUCGAUCAUAACAACGCCAACAAUGGAAGCAACAGUCUUGAUACAAGUAGCUGCCAGGAUUACAACAUGGGUCAUUUUCUGAGCAAUAAUAAUCAUCAUCACCAGCAACAACAGCAACAAGAAUGCAAGAAAUGGGUGCAUUUGCCAUUGACUAUUUGUGAAGCAUUGAGGGCAUUUGGGGCUGAGUUUAACUGCUUUUUACCUUGCAGGUCUUCUUGUAUGGCUAACCAAAGGGAUAAAGAAGAGAGAACAGGAGGAUCUGGUGGAAGUAAUGGGAACGGAAAUGGGAGUUCUUGUGGGGCUGUGUUUGCUAGGUGGCUUGUGGCAGUGCAAGAAGGGGAAGGGAAAGAGAGGGAGAUUGAGUUGGUUGUUGGUGGGGAAGAUGACGAGAGGAGGGAAAGUAGUGAGAUGAUGAGAAGCAGUCAAAGGAGGCAUGUUUUUGAGGAUAUUGAAAUAAAUGAUUGUGGUAAUGAAAAUGUGGGUGAUGAAGAAGCUAGGGUGAGUAUUUGCAUACCACCAAAGAAUGCUUUGUUGUUGAUGAGGUGUAGAUCUGAUCCUGUUAAAAUGGCGGCUCUCGCUAAUAAGUUUUGGGAGACUCCAGUGCCUAAAGAUGAAGAAGAAGAAGAAGAAGAGGAAGAGGAAGAGGAAGGAGCUGAAAAUAAAAGCGAAGAGAAAGAGGAAGAGAACCAAAGGGAUGUUGUGGAAGGGGAAAGAGAAGGAAGGCGAGUAAAAUUUGAGCAAGAAAUGGAACAUCAAGAAGUGAGUGAAGUUAGUCAAAUGUUUGUUUCUUGUGAAGCAACUGAAGAACAAGAAAUCCCAGAAGCUGAAGCUGAAGCUGAAGCUGUAGCUGAAACAGAGGCAGAAUCUGUUUUUGUUGGGGAUGAAGCUGAACUAGUAGAAGAAACUCUGGAAAGAAGCUUAAAAGAGGAAACAAUUAUAGAAUGUCAAGAUCAAGAGCAAGAAAAUGAAGUAGAAGAAGACCAGCAAGCAUCAACAACAAAUGAUGAAUUUUUACCAGAAGUUCCAUUACAUCUUGAGAAGCUACAAAGGGAAGAAAAUGUACAAGGAAGUGAUCAAGAAAAUGAAGAUGGCCUCGAAGAUGAGCAACAAGAAGAAGAAGUAGAAGCUGAAGAGGAAAAUGUUUUGGGUAAAGUAGAGGAAGAGUGUAAAGAAAAUGAGAACGAAGGAGGAGAAGAAGUGGAAGAUCAAGCUAUAGCUGAAGAAGCAGAAGAAGAAGAAGAGAGUUCAACAGUAGAGGAGAAAGAGGCUGAGACAACCCAAGAAAGAUCCGAACUUCAAUGCCUGGAAGCCCGGGAACCCGACCCGGGAGAUGAGUCAAAGGAGAGUGAAAGUCAACAGAAUUUAUUGCCAGAUUGUUUGCUGUUAAUGAUGUGUGAGCCAAAGCUGUCAAUGGAGGUAUCCAAGGAGACUUGGGUAUGUAGCACGGAUUUCAUCAGGUGGGUACCAGAGAAGAAAAAGCAGCCAGCCGUCAAGCAAAAGGACGGCGGAGAUGAGCCCAAAAGAAGACUCUGCAUUGACUCUAAACCCGCUCCAAUGUUGUUACAGCCGCCUAGGUCUUCCUGCUCUUUCCCGGCUGCUCCACCAAUGGCUAAGGCGGCUAAUGGAGCUGGCGGCGGCGGUUCCAUGGCUACCAUGAUUGAGCAGAAGCUUGUUGGGGGUAGUAAAGGCUAUGAGCCGUUUGUGCUCACGCGCUGCAAAUCGGAGCCGAUGAGGUCAUCGGCCAAGCUCUCCCCGGAUGCUUGCUUUUGGAAGAACAGGAAGCUCGAGCCGGCUACCCUUGGAGUUGGCGCCGCUGGAGUUGGUUUUUGAUGCAAGGUAAAAAAAAAAAAUGUGGUAAUUGGUAAGUUGUACGAGUAAAUGUUGUAGUUUUGAUCCUUGUAGACAGUAAAAAAUCUUUGGGGUUUGCUUUCUUUCCUGUUCUGGCUUUUGCUCUGUACAUCAAUUUUUAUUUGAAGCAAUUCUUUUUGUUUUCACCCUUUUUUUAGGCACUGUAAAAGCUGUAAAACAGUGAAUUUGCUCUUUGGGGUUUCCUUUUCAAGGGUAGCACAGUAAAAAAAAAAAAGGGGGUGUGAUUUUGAUCAUGGAUCAUAUUCUGUGGAUGAUGAAAUUAUUGAGAAGCUGAUGA
Messenger RNA from Theobroma cacao (cacao), 2894 nucleotides. Lineage: Eukaryota; Viridiplantae; Streptophyta; Magnoliopsida; Malvales; Malvaceae. The record is from RefSeq and is a predicted model, not a curated record.